This is a messenger RNA of Linum tenue, 1352 nucleotides long. Lineage: Eukaryota; Viridiplantae; Streptophyta; Magnoliopsida; Malpighiales; Linaceae. The record is from the annotation of a GenBank genome assembly.
CACACAUAUAAAACGUUAAACGGCAGCCAAGUUCUACCUCCGCUUCUUCUUGCUUUCAGAUUUUGGAAUGGUGGCGAGAGCUUAACUGACACCGGACGAUUACUGAAGAAGUCAACGAGUAGCUGUGGAUAGAUGGUGCACGUCGCGUUUUACCGCAACUUAACAUGUGUUGGGGAAAGAGAAGUGACUUUAUCUAGGUGGCGAGCAUGGGAUUUUUGGGGGAUGCUUCUUGCUGGGGACUUUUGAUGCGUGGUGCUUAAUGGAGAACCAACCAUCUGGGUGAUGUUUGUACUUCCACUGCACAAGAUGGUAAAACUUUUAAGAAACCGAGGCGUCCAUAUGAGAAGGAACGUUUAGACGCCGAGCUAAGACUUGUAGGAGAGUAUGGACUCCGCUGCAAGAGGGAACUCUGGAGGGUGCAGUAUGCACUAAGCCGUAUUCGCAAUGCAGCAAGAAUGCUUUUAACUCUUGACGAGAAGAAUCCACGUAGGAUUUUUGAGGGUGAAGCUCUUCUUAGGAGGAUGAAUAAGUAUGGUCUUUUGGAUGAGAGCCAAAACAAGCUUGAUUACGUGUUGGCCCUCACUGUUGAGAACUUUCUUGAGCGCCGCCUUCAAACAGUCAUAUUCAAAGCGGGGAUGGCCAAGUCAAUUCAUCAUGCCCGAGUUCUCAUCCGGCAGAGACAUAUUAGGGUUGGGAGACAGGUGGUUAAUGUCCCUUCCUUCAUGGUUAGGGUGGACUCCCAAAAGCAUGUUGAUUUCUCAAUCACUAGUCCAUUUGGUGGUACUGGCAAACCUGGUAGAGUGAAGCGCAAGAACAUCAAAGCAGCAUCGUCCAAGAAAGAUUCUGGAGAUGGGGAUGAAGACAAUGAAUAGUCGUUCAAUGGUGGUGUUAGAGGUUGAAUAAGUAGUUGUUAGUUCUCCAUCUAUCGAUAACCUUUGUUUUACUUGUCGCUGAGCUGAGCGAUACAGAUGGUGCCAAACAUAGUUCCCGCAAUAGAAACAAGGAACUGCAAGUUUUGCAUUUCUAAUAGAAUGUUUGCUCAGCCUGGUUUGCUAUGUUAUGUUCAUUUCUGUCUUGUCGUUUUCUCCUUUUGGUAAAUCUGCCUCUUACGGUUAACAGUUUUGGUUGGUGAUCGUCUCGUUCAGAAGGCGACGUUGUCUAUUCUCCACGUCCAUUUUGGGCAUUUCGUAGAGUGUCAUGAGCUAUUUCGAGUAGGAAUGGCAAUGGGCAGGUUUGGGGUUGGUAUUUCGAUACUCAUACCUGUUCUGUGGUAGGUCGGGUUCAGGUCGGGUAAUUUGUCAUGAGGCGGGGAUUAGGGCAGGUUGACCCAAUCGGUAUGUAAUUUAUAUGAA